GCCACAAACGAUGCCGGCGAGACGAGAGCGGAGACGCGGCGCGGGCUUCUAUUCAAUUCUACCCCUCGGCACGUCCAUUCCUUCUGCUGGAUGCCAGCUCUUCCAGGAAUCCGAGGAAAUGUGGGACGCCGCCAGCCUUCUUCUCCCCGCGCCAAUUGGCACCCUUCCCCUCUCCCUCCCGCGGCGCCAUUGCCUCCCUCCCUUUGUUGGGUCCUCGGAAGCGCCAGCGCCAUUUUUGGUGGUGCCGGCGUCACAAGUAGUAGUCAAGAAGGCGUCCGUCGAUACAGGCACCGGCCAUUGAAGCUCCCCCGCUAGCUGCAUGCUGCUGCCUCACGUCCAGCGGCAGCUAGCGCGAUCAUCGUCGUCCUCCUCACGCCCUGCGGCGUAGAAAUCAGUCCGGCAAGAUGAACGACCUUUUCUCGUCGGGGUCGUUCAAGAAGUACGCGGACCUGAAGCAGCAGGUGGUGCUGGACGACCUGGAGGCCGGCGGCGGCGAGGCCGAGGGCCCGGACCUCGACCGGUUCUUCGAGGACGUGGAGGCCGUGAAGGAGGACCUGCGCGGGCUGGAGGCGCUGCACCGGCGCCUGCGGUCGGCGCACGAGGAGGGCAAGACCGCGCACGACGCCGGCGCCGUCAAGGCCCUCCGCGCCCGCGCCGACGCCGACGUCGGCCAGGUGCUCCGCCGCGCCAGGGCCGUCAAGGCCCGGCUCGAGGUGCUCGACUGCGCCAACGCCGCCAGCCGCAAGCUCCCCGGCUGCGGGCCCGGGUCCUCCGCCGACCGCACCCGCACCGCCGUCGUCACCGGCCUCGGCAAGAAGCUCAAGGACCUCAUGGACGACUUCCAGGGCCUGCGGGCGCGCAUGGCGGCGGAGUACAAGGAGACGGUGGCGCGGCGGUACUACACGGUGACCGGCGAGGAGGCGGAGGACGGCACGGUGGAGGCGCUCAUCUCGUCGGGCGCCGGCGAGACGCUCCUGCAGGAGGCGAUCCAGCAGGGGCAGGCCGGGCGCGGGCAGGUGCUGGACGCGGUGGCGGAGAUCCAGGAACGGCACGACGCGGUGCGGGAGAUGGAGCGCAGCCUGCGGGAGCUGCACCAGGUGUUCCUGGACAUGGCGGCGCUGGUGGAGGCGCAGGGCCACCAGCUCAACGACAUCGAGAGCCACGUCGCGCGCGCCAGCUCCUUCGUGCGCCGCGGCGCCGUCGAGCUCGAGACCGCGCGGGAGUACCAGAAGGGCAGCCGCAAGUGGGCGUGCGUCGCCGUCGUGGCCGGGGCCGUGCUCGUCGCCGUCAUCGUGCUGCCCAUCGUCAUCAACCUCCACCUCCUGGCCGUCAGAUAGAUCAGCACCGUCGUUUCGCUGGCACCGCCAUCGCCAUCGAUUUCUCCUCAUUGUACUGUCAUCACAAAGUUCUUGGGUUGAGGUGGAGAUUCUUGCAUUGGUCGUCGUUAGAGAUUAGAGAAGAGGAGCGGGUUGAUUUGAUUACA
Panicum virgatum (switchgrass) is the source of this 1483-nucleotide messenger RNA. RefSeq names its product syntaxin-124-like. Gene Ontology annotation, biological process: vesicle fusion; exocytosis; intracellular protein transport. NCBI's taxonomy places the organism in Eukaryota, Viridiplantae, Streptophyta, Magnoliopsida, Poales, Poaceae. Gene Ontology annotation, molecular function: SNAP receptor activity; SNARE binding. The transcript has a single exon. The record is from RefSeq and is a predicted model, not a curated record. Gene Ontology annotation, cellular component: SNARE complex; plasma membrane; endomembrane system. The coding region runs from base 405 to 1337 and encodes 310 amino acids.